This is a messenger RNA of Pogona vitticeps (central bearded dragon), 3448 nucleotides long. The record is from RefSeq and is a predicted model, not a curated record. NCBI's taxonomy places the organism in Eukaryota, Metazoa, Chordata, Lepidosauria, Squamata, Agamidae.
AUGGCGGAGCAGGGAGAGUUGCUGUUUGGAGCAGAAUUAGAAUUCAGCACCCAUACCUUCUAUCCAGUUCUGGUGCCAUCACCCCUGUAUGACACCUAUAUCCACUCUGUUAUACCAGCCAAACUGGACACAUCAGCAUUGGAACAGCCAUACACAGGCCAAAGCCCUCCUACAAAUAGUCAUCCCCUUUAUUCUCUCAAUAAAGAUCCAGCACCAUCUGCCUCAACCCCCAAGGGGGUCCGAAAGCAGCGUGAUGCAGCCACCCUCACUGAUCUCUGUAACAGCGCCAAUGUCCCUGAGGUGGAAAUCAUCAGCCUUCUUGAGGAGCAGCUGCCCCUCUACCAGCUCCGAGCAGAUCGAGUGUUUGGGUACGAUCACGAUGACUGGAUUCACACGCCACUUGUCCCCUCUGAUGCUGCCAGCCACCUUACACCACAGCAGACCAAGGAAACCCUGGAGUAUUUCUUGCUUUGCUCUGAACGGGUUGGAAGAAUCACCAAGACGUACCACGAUAUAGAUGCAGUCACCAGCCUGCUGGAAGAGAAGGAACAUGACCUAGAGUUAGCAGCACGCAUUGGGCAGUCCUUGUUGAAGCAGAACCGGAGUCUGUCAGAACGCAAUGAACUGUUGGAAGAACAACUUGAAUUGGCGAAGGAGGAGAUUGCACAGCUGCGACAUGAAAUUGCCAUGCGCGAUGACCUUCUGCAUCUCUACACCAACAGCACUGAGGAGAGCGAGCCAGCCUCUUCCACCCCCACUCCGUUACGAAGGAAUGAGUCUGCCUUCUCUUUGCAGCAGUGUUUCCAAUAUGAUGCCCUUCAGCAGAAACUAAAAGGACUGGAAGAAGAGAACCAGAAACUGCGCACAGAGGUUGCAAGCAUUGCUACGGAAACCUGUCAAUAUGAGGAACAAGAGCAGAAGCUGAUGAUCGACUGUGUGGAGCAAUUCUCUGAUGCCAGCCGAGAAGUCGUCCUGCUCUCUGAAGAGCUUGCCCGCAAGACAGAAGACACCGCCCGCCAGCAGGAGGAGAUUAGCCAGCUCCUGGCUCAGAUGGUAGACCUGCAGCAGAAGUGCCGUAUGUAUGGUUCUGAAGUGGAGGAACUGCAGCAACACCGCACUGCUGACAAGGAGGUCCAGCAACAGCUACGCAGUGAGCUGCAGGAUCUGCAGGAGAAAUAUACAGAAUGUGGAGCAAUGUUGCAGGAAGCCCAGGAGGAGAUUAAAAACCUCCGGAACAGGAGCCUUCCAAACAGCACCAUCCACCGCCACAGCUCCCCAACUUUCUUACCCCUGGAUUCUCUGGCUGCAGAGAUCAAGGGCACAAUGAGAAAGGGGGCGGACAGCUGUGGCUCUUCAGAGUACAAGAGCUUCCGUCGGGUCUUUGAGACAGUGAAAGCUGUGAAGCAGGCAGCAAAAGCCAGAUCACGGGCAGAGUCGCCGCUGAGUCUUCCUCCAGGUUCUCCAAAGCCUUCCUCAUUGAGCUGCAGCCACCUGAGCACGCCUCGCACCAGCUACUAUGGAUCGGACAGUCCCACGGUGGGAGGGCUGGAAGGGCAGGAGGGCCAGCCUGCUGACGAUGCCCACCGGAGUGAGAGUGGUCCAUCAGGCACGCCUGCCCAGCAGGAUUUGGAAGCUGCCCUGCAGUGCUUAUCUGCUCGCCAGGAAAACCACAGCACUGAACGUUCCUUCUUUGAAAUGGAGCGGGAAUGUAAACUGAGGCGGCUGGCCCGGGACGCCGAGGACUCCAGUGGCUUUCUCACGCCCAACGACAGCAUCACCUCCACUGGCACCAACUAUUCAGGAAGCUCUGGUGGAUCCGGCUUCUCUCUGGGCUCCUUCUCUUACUUCCCGGAGAAGCUUCAAAUCAUCAAACCUCUGGAAGGGUCCAUGACCCUACAUCACUGGCAGCAGCUUGCCCGCCCUCACUUGGCAGGAAUCUUGGACCCGCGGCCCGGUGUGCUCACCAAAGAUUUCCGGCAGCUUGACACAGAUGUGGAAGAAGUCUAUAGCCUGAACGACCUGGAGGAAGAUGAAGUGGACGUGAGCUCCUUCCCAUCCCUUGCUACCUCGACACCGACCAAAGCCAAGGAAAGGCCUAGCGUCUUUCACUCCGUUAACAAUCUGCCCCAGACCCCGCCUACUUUCACCAUCACCACUUGUUGCAUCUUGCACCCUAGCAACGAGGUCACCAAGGUGACCCACAGUCUUUGUAAUACGGUUGUGCCCUCUUGUGGGUCCGGUGCGGGGCUGAGCCCCCCUCUCCCUUCCCAGCUCCCCCUGCAGGAACAGCCGAGCCAUGAGAGGACGGAAGAGCAGCAGCCAGAAGUUUCUCCUUUUGGACUGGUUUCUCUGCUAACACAACGAGGCAUUUCAGCGUGGGGCAAUGUGGGGGCAGCUGGAACCUUGACCUGGUUUCCCGGGAGCUCAAGCCCUCCGUGUGGGUUGCCUCCUCCCUUGCCUUCGCUGUGGGGCGGCCGCUGGGACGGCCUAGCCGAGUGGGCCUUGGGGCCGCGUCCAUGGCCACGGAGGACAUCUGAAGAGGGCAGCCAGAAGAGCAUCUUCAGUUUGAAUCUGGUGGAGAAACUGCAGCAGCUGGGGUUGGACAAAGUGGUGGCUAGGGGAGAGGCUUCAUACGCCACCUUGCAUCUACAGGGCCUUCACCAGAGGAAGAGAGACCUAUUGUGACUCCACUGUUCCCAUUGCCCUCUACUGGUGAUGCUUUGGUUAGCAGCAAGAAUGUUCCCUUGAGCUGCUUCCUGAACAGUUGUGACAAAGCCAGCUAGCAAUGUGGCUGGAGCUUUGGGCUCAUCUUUUGGGGGUCCCUGCAGGGGGUUUCGAGGCAGGGGGAAGUGGGGCUCUACCUGGAAUAAUGUCCCCCUUCCCACUGCCUGUGAUAACGACGGGUGGGGAGUCUUCAUUUGGAUGUUGGCGUUGUCAGCUCUACAGACAAACUAUCACGACUUCCUUGCAUCUCCAUCCCGGGAGCUUUGUCUCCAUGGGGCAAGGGACCUUCCUGUCUCCACUGGAUUUAGGAGUAUUUAUGGGAAACUACAGUUCCCAGAAUUCCUCAGAAAGGCUUGGCCAGGGAAAAUGGAAUAAACCAUGCUGUUGAAACCCCUUUUAAGUUGAUCUCUUUGGGGAAUAACUUCCUUUCUGACUUUGGGCAGUCCCUUGGUUUCACCUGAGUGCACAGAACACAACACUGUCUGAGGUAAGAGACAAGAGGCUGUCGAAGAAGGAGAAGGAGCAACCUCAGACCUCACAGCUGAGGGAGCAAAGCAUGGCGGUGGCAGGGAAGGCUGAAGUUGGAAGUGGGGUGUUUGGAGGGGUUGACAUGAGGACCAAGUUCACACAAGCUCAUCCUUUGGUGGACUGUGUUAGGUCCCUCAUCCCCUAACCAUCUCUGCUUUACAUAGAUUGCUUUCUCUGUGAAUUCCUGUGAAAAAGU